Messenger RNA from Symbiodinium natans, 567 nucleotides. Lineage: Eukaryota; Dinophyceae; Suessiales; Symbiodiniaceae. The record is from the annotation of a GenBank genome assembly.
AUGUUCUUCAACGAGCGCAGCAAGGAGGUCUUCGAGUACACUGUCGUUCGCUGGGCCGGGGGCUUGCGGCGGGAGCACAUGGCGCAGCUGGCCAGGGUCGUGGCUGGCGUUGCAGCCGAAGCGUGGCGCCCCGUUCACGUCGGCAACGGCUUCGAAGUCGGACCGGUGUCGCAGACCUUGGUGAUCCGAAAGGUGCCCACAACACCCCUUGUGUUGCAGUGUAGUCUGCGUGCACGGGGAAUCACUCUGGAAGCCUCCUUCACCACGUUGAGCGGAUCGAACCCCAUGCCCUCGGCACAAUUCCUCAGCAGGCCCAUCAUGCGCGUCCGGGACGUUGCCCGCCAAACGCGCAAGAUGGCGCUUGCUUCGGGCCUCCUCCGGUCCACUCGCCAGCAGUUGCAGAUCAUCUUGGAGGGCUUCCACGCCUUGCCCGUGGACGAUGCGGUGCUGUGGUCCGAACGAAUCAGAACCCGACCCUCCAAGACGAGACUUAUCGGAACGACCAACCUAUCGAAUGUCAACCUACGAGCCCUUUUGAGAGCUGCCUGCCAACGUAAGACGAGCUAA